Messenger RNA from Lathyrus oleraceus (garden pea), 1149 nucleotides. RefSeq lists its product as uncharacterized. Gene Ontology annotation, molecular function: RNA-DNA hybrid ribonuclease activity; nucleic acid binding. The record is from RefSeq and is a predicted model, not a curated record. NCBI's taxonomy places the organism in Eukaryota, Viridiplantae, Streptophyta, Magnoliopsida, Fabales, Fabaceae. The coding region runs from base 1 to 1149 and encodes 382 amino acids. The transcript is spliced from 3 exons.
AUGGCUGAGCUAGAAGCUCUAAAGAGGAUUUUGACAUACGUUACCGAGAAAAAAAUAAAAUUGGUCCUAGAGGCUGAAGAAAACAUGGUUGUCGAAGCCUAUGUUUCAAAGAAAGAAGAUAUUUUGGCUAUUGAGCCAGAGCCUCCAGAUAAGUCAGUUGUGACUAAAGGAAACGUCAACAUGCAAUGUUUAGAUUGUAUUUAUGACGAUGAACCUUUAGGGUUUGAAAAAGAUCCAAGGGCGCCAGAAGAGAUGCGACUACAAGACCCCUUAGAAGAAGUCGACCUUGGCGAAAAUGGCGACAAGAGGCCAACAUACAUCAGCGCCAACAUCGACAAAGAGUUAAAAUCUGAGAAUGAAGAUUUUAAGUGGCAAGAAGAGCAUCAAGAGGCUUUCGACAAAAUUAAAGAAUAUUUAACUAAGCCUCCAGUACUGGCCCCUCCUGUUAGGAAUAUGCCAAUGAGGUAUAGUGAUAUAGAGAAACUAUGUUUAUGCCUGUAUUUUUCUUGUAUGAAACUAAAACAAUAUAUUAAGCCCGUUGAUGUGUAUGUAUCUUCUCACUUUGAUAUUAUUAAGCACAUGUUGUCUAAACCAAUUUUGAAUAGUCGAAUUGGUAAAUGGGCUUUGGCAUUAACGGAGUAUUCUCUGACUUACGUGCCCUUAAAAGCGAUGAAAGGGCAAGUGGUGGCAGAUUUCCUAGUCGACCAUUCAAUGGUCGAAUUGCCUCAAAAUUAUGUAGACACAGUGCCAUGGAGAUUGUACUUCGAUGGUUCAAGACAUAAGAACGGAUCUGGGAUGGGGGGAGUCAUAAUUUCUCCAGAUGGAAUUCCAGCAGAGUUCAACUACAUAAUUGAAGGAGUAUGCACAAACAAUGAAGCAGAAUAUGAAUCUUUGAUCACAGGACUUGAAUUUCUGCUGGAAUCGGGGGCAAGGAAUGUCAAAAUUAUGGGAGACUUUGAGUUAGUAAUUAAACAGGUAUCGAAAGAAUACAGGUGUGUCAAAGAAAAUUUAAUCAUGUAUUUUGUGAUUACCAUCAGACUACUCAAGAGAUUUGACCAAGUAAGCCUCCAACAUAUACCACGGAAAGAGAAUCAGAGAGCAAACGAUUUGGCGCAGGAAGCUUCAGUGUAUAAAGCGUCGAAAGACUAG